Messenger RNA from Anopheles arabiensis, 2205 nucleotides. RefSeq names its product sugar transporter ERD6-like. Gene Ontology annotation, biological process: transmembrane transport. The transcript has 2 exons. Gene Ontology annotation, molecular function: transmembrane transporter activity. Gene Ontology annotation, cellular component: membrane. Bases 767 to 2173 code for a protein of 468 amino acids. Lineage: Eukaryota; Metazoa; Arthropoda; Insecta; Diptera; Culicidae. The record is from RefSeq and is a predicted model, not a curated record.
AUCUGGGAGAAGAAGAAGAAAACAAAGAUCAAAGGAAGAAGAAUAAUGGCGGUGUUGUAAUCUGAAUUAAUCUGUGUGCUCUCCUCCGACACUGCAGAACGUACGUCAAUGUGGAUUCGAAGAGAGGAAAACAAAGUACGGCACACACGGUGAAGGGUCGUAAAAUGCAAACAUCGGGUUAAUGGGGAGGGAAUGGUAUCUAAAAUGCGUUUUACCUGAUACGGACGGGGGGUGGCCUAAACACCUUCACGACAACCGUUACCGAUUUUAUCAUCACCAACCCAAAAAAAACGCUACUGAUAACGUGUAUCGAUAAUCACAUCGAUAGAGUUCGCCCGAAAAAAACAUAAAACAGAAGGAGAAAAGGGAUUUGCCCCGCGCUAGUAGGCGAGCAAUACGUGCAAGUAGCACCGGUGUAAAAUAUCGAACGUCUUCCACUGGCCAUACCCAAGUGCCGGUUGCCUUCGAUACCGGGCUGGCGGAUAAAGAUUAAGGAACAGAUAGGACGAGAGGCCAGAGGGGGUCUGCCAGUGUUCACUGGUUUUGCGUACAAACGGGCAACCUUCAGUGUUCUGGCGGAGUUGCUUCAGUCGUGUUCGGGCCGUUCAACGCCGCCGUCCAUCCGUCCAUCCAAAGCGUACAGAGUAGUGAGUGGGUGCAUACAGACAGUGCCGUUUAAAGCCCUAGAAUCCUGCUGGCGAAAAAAUGGCUGGAUUCUUCAAGCAGCUGUCCUGCAUUUUGUGCAGUGAGUAGUGUACACGCCAAAAUGAAAUGUGGUGCAUGGUUUGGUAAACGUUAUCUCCCCCGUUCCAACGUCUCCAUAGGUAUGAUGCUCCUGUUCUGUGGUGGCAUGCACAUCGGCUGGAGCAUUAUGCAUCUGUACAUGUCCGGCAAUCGAUGGGCGGUCGGCAUUUCGGUCGACGAGUUUCGGUUCGCCAUUUUGUCCUUCUUCACCGGGUGCGGAUUUAUCAUAUUGAUUGUGGCCGGCACCAAAAACCUGCUGCCAACGCGUGUCUGGAUAAUGCUAUCGGCGUUCUUCUUCAUUAUCAACGGCGUAUUUUUCAUCGCAAUGCCCACGUAUUAUGCGGCCACAGUGGCUACCCGUAUUAUAGCAGGCUUUGGACAUGGGAUCGCUCACGUCGUUUCGAUCAUCUACGUGGGCGAGAUCGCUUCGCGCAACUAUCGGGGCAAGCUGGUCGCCAUACUGGUGUCGUCCAUCAUUGGUGGUAUUGCACUGUUUACCAUCCUGUCGAUGGUUACGACAAACCCGGUAUUCGUGGUGGAACCGAACAUGCACGCGAACCGUGCCAUCGGCAUCGUCAUCCUGCCGCUCGCCACCUUUGCCCUGCUGUGCUCCUGGUUCCUGGUGGUCGAAUCUCCCAUCCACACGCUCACGACGUCCGGCAACGAGUCGGAGGCACGGUCGAACCUGAUCAAGCUGCGUGGUCUUUCGAUGGAGUCGCCCUCGCUGAUGGACGAGUUUGAGGAUAUGAAGACGCUCGCGUCGGAAAGCGAAAGCCUUUCGCCGUUCUUCCUCAGCCAGGGCAACUUCCCACCGUUCCAGCUGGUGCUGCUGGUGAAGCUGGCCAACCUGCUGUUCUUCAACUACUCGAUGAACACGGCGAAAAUGUCGCUGAUGUCGCUGAUGUUCACGCUCGGCCUGUUCACGCACAACUGGGCCCCGUCCAUACUGAUGCUGAGCAAGUUUGCCGGCUCGCUGUUUGCGAUCCUGAUCAUCGAUCUGCUACCGAGACGGUUCAUGUACGGCAUUUCGUCCACGUUUACGGGCACGUUCAUGCUGGCGCUUGGUAUUAUUCUCGCGACGUACGACGUGGUCGCUACCUGGAUUCCGCCCUUCCUCUACAUCGUAGCGGAGGUGUUCAACACGUUCGGUAUGCUGCCGGUGUCGGAAAUUAUGCUGUCGGAAGCGUUCCCGCCGAAGAAGCGCGCCCUGUCCGUGUCGUCCAUACUGAUCUGCGAGUACGUGGGCCACAUGGUGGUGUACAUCAUCUACUUCAACGUGCCCAGCACGCUCACGAACACGUACAUCAAGACGCUCGUGUUUUCGGGUGUGAUUUUGCUCAAGUGCCUGAUCGCUGUACUCACGAUACCGGACACAAGGGGCAAAUAUCCUCGCGAGGCGGUCCACAUGUACAUGCACAAGAAAAAAUAAAAAUCGAGCAUUCAAAUCGUCCUCCCCCUAAA